AUGGGUGGAAGUUCAAGACAUAGCUCGCAUGGUUCUCACAGCUCCUCCAAGGGUAGCUCCUCAUCACAUUCUUCCAAAAAGUCAAAAUCUACUCCAAUAGAUGAUCUUGACUGGGCAGACAUCGCAGAUCCUGAAGAGAGACGAAGGGUCCAGAACCGAAUCGCUCAGCGCAAGUUCCGAGAAAAGGCACGAGAGAACAAAGAGAGGACAGAGCGUGAUUCCAGGAAUCAGGAAUAUGCUGGCAACAGCUAUCGAAUCCCCUCCGCCAGUGACUUCAGCUCCUAUUCAGAACCUUCAGGCCUUCCCUGGGGCAGCAUGAACAUUGGCCCCUUUGUCGGGAGAAGCCAAGAAGUUGAGAGUCGACACAGCAGUAGCAGGAGAGGAACACACAGCGCAGACGAUAGCUUUGCGACAGGAUACGGAGCUUCACCGUCCUACAACACACAGUGGUCGCAACAAGCCUAUGGCGAGACCAGUGGUGCAGAUGAAUUCUACUACGACGAUGCCUAUCUGUACAACCCAAGCCCAGAACAAUAG
Molecule: messenger RNA, 537 nt
Organism: Fusarium coffeatum
Lineage: Eukaryota; Fungi; Ascomycota; Sordariomycetes; Hypocreales; Nectriaceae
Exons: 2
Coding region: 1-537 (178 amino acids)
Biological process (GO): regulation of DNA-templated transcription
Molecular function (GO): DNA-binding transcription factor activity
Source: RefSeq, a predicted model, not a curated record